Messenger RNA from Homo sapiens (human), 21078 nucleotides. RefSeq names its product CNKSR family member 3 (gene CNKSR3). Gene Ontology annotation, biological process: negative regulation of ERK1 and ERK2 cascade; positive regulation of sodium ion transport; regulation of signal transduction. The transcript is spliced from 13 exons. Lineage: Eukaryota; Metazoa; Chordata; Mammalia; Primates; Hominidae. The coding region runs from base 572 to 2239 and encodes 555 amino acids. The record is from RefSeq and is marked validated. Gene Ontology annotation, cellular component: membrane; apical plasma membrane; cytoplasm.
AUUCGGUUUGCAGCAACCGGAGCUGAAACUUUGCAACCCGAGCGCGCACGCUCUGCGCUCGGCCCUGCCAGGGCGGCACGGGAGGGCGGCGCAGGAGGUGGGACCUGCGCCGGGAAGGCUCCGGGACGCCAGCGCACGCGGAGCGGGGACCCCGGAGAGCCAGCAGGCGAGAAGACCGGCCGAGGGAGAGCCGAUCGCGCCUCGAGAGAUCCGAGGAAGUGGUCGCGGGCCGGGAGGCUCCCGUGCCGAGCCGAGGCCAGGGGUCUGGGGUCGCAGCCCGGCGUGCCUGCAGCUGCCGUCGCUCGGGAGCAGCAGCUGUGCCCGGGAUCCCGGCGGCGGCGGGGGAAGGAGGAGCUGCAGCUGGACUGUGGCAGCUGGAGGGAGAGGGCCGGGCUCCCCUGGCGGAGCCGCGCUGGGACGACUGGCUGACCGCGGCCAUGCAGUCUUGACGGAGUCGCUCGGGCGCAGGGGAGCAGCCGCGGGCGCGCCCUCCCGGGAAGGGGCACCGGAGCGCAGGCAGCAGCACUUUAUCUGCGACUCUCCAGCCCAGCGAGAGGCGAAGCGGUUUACCAUGGAACCCGUGACCAAGUGGAGCCCCAAACAAGUGGUGGACUGGACUAGAGGGUUGGAUGACUGCCUGCAACAAUAUGUCCACAAGUUUGAACGAGAGAAGAUCAACGGCGAGCAGCUGCUGCAGAUUUCCCAUCAGGACCUGGAGGAGCUGGGGGUCACACGGAUUGGACACCAGGAGCUUGUGUUGGAGGCUGUGGACCUUCUCUGUGCACUGAAUUAUGGCCUCGAAACUGAUAACAUGAAGAACUUGGUUCUGAAACUGAGAGCAUCUUCCCACAAUUUACAGAAUUACAUAAGUAGCCGACGGAAAAGUCCCGCUUACGAUGGCAACACCUCCCGCAAGGCCCCCAAUGAGUUCCUGACCUCGGUGGUGGAGCUCAUCGGCGCCGCCAAGGCCCUGCUGGCGUGGCUGGACCGGGCUCCGUUUACAGGGAUCACUGAUUUCUCAGUCACGAAGAACAAAAUUAUCCAGCUUUGCUUGGACCUGACCACUACAGUCCAGAAGGAUUGCUUUGUAGCGGAAAUGGAGGAUAAAGUUUUAACUGUGGUCAAGGUUUUAAAUGGCAUCUGUGACAAAACAAUCCGAUCUACCACAGAUCCUGUGAUGAGCCAGUGUGCAUGUCUGGAGGAAGUUCACUUACCAAACAUUAAACCUGGGGAAGGCCUGGGCAUGUACAUCAAAUCAACCUAUGAUGGGUUACACGUGAUUACUGGAACCACAGAAAAUUCUCCUGCAGACAGAUCUCAGAAGAUUCAUGCUGGUGACGAAGUCAUUCAAGUUAAUCAGCAAACUGUGGUGGGAUGGCAGCUGAAAAAUCUGGUGAAGAAAUUGAGAGAGAAUCCCACCGGAGUUGUGUUACUGCUUAAGAAGCGCCCCACCGGGUCUUUCAACUUUACUCCUGCUCCCCUGAAAAACCUACGGUGGAAGCCACCUCUUGUACAGACCUCACCUCCACCCGCGACAACCCAGUCCCCUGAAAGCACUAUGGAUACCUCACUGAAGAAGGAGAAGUCAGCCAUCCUGGAUCUUUAUAUUCCUCCUCCGCCUGCUGUUCCCUACUCUCCCCGGGAUGAGAAUGGCAGUUUUGUUUAUGGAGGGUCCAGUAAGUGCAAACAACCAUUGCCUGGUCCUAAGGGUUCAGAGUCCCCGAAUUCCUUCUUGGACCAGGAAAGCCGGAGACGAAGAUUCACCAUUGCAGACUCGGAUCAGUUGCCUGGGUACUCGGUGGAAACCAACAUUCUGCCCACAAAAAUGAGAGAGAAAACACCAUCUUAUGGCAAGCCACGGCCUUUGUCCAUGCCUGCUGAUGGGAACUGGAUGGGGAUUGUGGACCCUUUUGCCAGACCUCGAGGUCAUGGCAGGAAAGGGGAGGAUGCCCUUUGCCGGUAUUUCAGUAACGAGCGGAUUCCUCCGAUCAUUGAAGAGAGCUCCUCUCCCCCAUACCGGUUCUCCAGACCCACGACCGAGCGGCAUCUGGUCCGGGGUGCGGACUACAUCCGAGGAAGCAGGUGCUACAUCAACUCAGAUCUCCACAGCAGCGCCACGAUUCCAUUCCAGGAGGAAGGGACCAAAAAGAAAUCUGGCUCCUCAGCUACGAAGUCCUCGUCCACAGAACCGUCCCUCCUGGUCAGCUGGUUUACGCGCCUCAAACUGUUGACUCACUGAGAGGGACCCUGCUCAGGCCACCUGCCUGGCUCCUGCCCCAAGUGCCUUGCUUUUACAGUGGACAGCCUCUUCUCGUUUCAGCCUCAGUAUUAUGUAGGGACCUUAUGCAAUUUCUUUUUCUUUUGAAAAGUUAUCUACUGCCCUUCUUGGAAGUUUGCAGGAUUGGAUGGGAACAAAUUCAGAGGAUCUUAGGUGCUGGCUUGUGGAGACAAAAGGAGGGAAAUGGGUAGAGCCUGUUUGUCUUGCUUCCCCAGAGAUAGAAUGUGAAGACACGCGCUAGAAAUCGCAGUCCUGGCCAGAGACGUUAUGGUCAUUGUGAGGGACUGGUGGCAUUGUUCCUUUUUGAGGGGCUGGGGGGACUCAAAUUGGUGGCUGUUUUCACACAGAUGUGUUGGUUUGUGGUCCAACUUCUUUAUCUGAAAAAGCCAGUGAGAAAACAUUUUUGAUUUGAUUUUUCUAAACUAUCUACCAUAUUUUAAGUGUAGCAGCUUUGACUUUGCAAUAACGUGGCAAGUAUCUGAUUUCUCCUUUGAGGCAGAGGUUUAAGUGUAGGCCUGUUACACUUGUUUGAUACCUUUUUCAUGACAGUCUCAGUAUAGAUCAGUUGGUACAGAAAUACAUGAACACAUUUUGAUAGGGCUUAUUUCACACAAAGAAGUUUAUGGUUAUUUGUGUGGGGUGGUGUUGUUAUAUAUUAUUGUCUUUAAGGGAAAAGAAGCUAUAAGAUUCGCUGACAGCCAAAGUAUCAUUUAGAAAAGUGAAGCAACAAGAUUUAGGUUGAUGAAAGAUACAUGAGUUUGCAUUUUGACCUGUUCAGUGUCUGUCUUCCAGCACGGUGUGUACACUUCUUCAAAAUUGUACACAGUUUGCUAAUUAGAAAUAUCUUGGAAAGCCUCAUGGUCACUAAUUUUCAACUAGCAUCAGGUAUUUUGAAAACGUGUGUCUGGAUAUUAACUCUUGUUUAAACUGAAUGUAUGAUAUUUUGUUAGAAUGGAAAAGUACUAUCUUGUUAAUUUAAGUAUUUUAAAUAUAGUUGUAUAUUUUUCUUACUCUUAGUCACCUGUAAUUGAAAUAUUUCUGUUUUGCGUCAUACACGAAGCUAGUGAAAAAGAAAGUGCAAGGCAUUUUCAGAUGAGCAAGUGACUAUCGUGGCUGUUGCCAGCAGGGCAGUAUUGUUAAAAAAAAUCAAAAUAAACCCUCCCAAGCAUUUUGGGAUUUUAUGGAUUAGAAAUGGAAGAACAGGAGAAGCAUAUGCAAAGUGAAAUUGCACGAGGGGAAUUUUCUGAGGUAUCUUCCUAGGCAGAGCCGAAAUCUCCUACUCCAAAAUGCCCUUUCUCAUACCACCGGAAUUGUUGAGUUUGCUGAACUGCCUGGAAUUCAGCCCAUGAAAAUCACUGGAGUUAGGAAACAUCUUCCCUUUAAAAUGCUUCUGGUGUGGUUAAAGGAACUAGCAACCACUCAUGUAUAAUUACUGUGACUGAAUUCAGUCAGGCUGGUUUUUUUUGUUUGUUUGUUUGUUUUUGAGAUGGAGUCUCAAUCUGUCACCCAGGCUGGAGUGCAGUGGCGCAAUCUCAGCUCACUGCAACCUCCACCUUCCAGGUUCAAGCGAUUCUCCUGCCUCAGCCUCCCAUGUAGCUGGGAUUAUAGGUGCCCGCCACCAUGCCUGGCUAAUUUUUGUAUUUUUAGUGGAGACGGGGUUUCACUACGUUGGCCAGGCUGGUCUCAAACUCCCAACCUCAACUGAUCUGCCGGCCUCAGCCUCCCAAAGUGCUGGGAUUACAGGCAUGAGCCACCACACCCGGCUCAGUCUGGCUGUUUUCUUCUCUACCUCUAAGACAACUGCCAUGAAGAUCUGGUAUUUCGGCCUGGCGCAGUGGCUCAUGCCUGUAAUUCCAGAACUUUGGGGGGCCAAGGUGGGUGGAUUACCUGGGGUCAGGAGUUCAAGACCAGCCUGGCCAACAUGGUGAAACCCUGUCUCUACUAAAAAUCAGCUUCGCAUGGUGGUGGGCACCUGUAGUCCCAGCUACUCGGGAGGCUGAGGCAGGAGAAUCACUUGAACCCUGGAGGCGGAGGUUGUAGUGAGCCAAGAUCAGGCCACUGCACUCCAGCCUGGGUGACAGAAGGAGACUCUGUCUCAAAAAAAAAACAAAAAGAAAAAGAUCUGGUAUUUCAUGGAGACAUGGAGACCCAAGGGUGUUUGGCAGAUGGAGAGAAGAGGCUUGCAGUGUGUGACCACAGGGUGUUCAACACACUAGGAGGGUGGGGUGUGGGCUGGGGAGGUCUCGUGUAGGGCACUGGUGAUGAGGAGGGAGCUGUGUACGAGGGGCGAGCCAGCCCUGCCUGUUUUACUCUUGUCUUGAGCUGGCUUUAUGCCCAGGAAGUGGGUGGCAACAUCUCCUCUUACUCCCCAGAUUGUGGGGAGAACUCUAAGAGCUGUAGUUCCACUGGAUGAUGAGUUAAAUCACUCUGGAGGCCUUAGCUGGCUGGUGAGCUCUUUUUCUGUGGGGAAAAUGCCACUUGUGAAUUGAACAGCCAUCCUUUAAGUGAAUAUUCGGCAGUCAGUCUUCAUUAUAGGCAGUGGCCAACCAGAUUGGUGCUUUUCAGCCUUUGUUCCCUGGAGUCCCAGGACCCGCGAGAGAAGUUCCUGGCUCCUCUACUUGCAGUCACCCUCCACAGCUUCAUCUUUCUUUUUAUUUGAGGUUUUCUCCUGAAUUGUGUUUGAAAAAUAUAUUGCUGCUAAAAAAAAAAAACCUUUGUAAACCUCUACUAUGGACAUACAUAAAUAAUAGUUUAAUAUGGAUUUCUUAGAAAUUAAUGGAAACUGCUUGCCUCAGUAGUAAUCCAGGUUUAAUUGUGGACGUGUGUUCACAUAUGAAGUUGCUUGAUGAUGCUUUUUGACAGGAUUCUUUAUUUUUAUUUCUUUAAAAAAAAUUUUUUUUUUUUUCUGAGACAGAUUCUCACUCUGUCACCCAGGCUAGAGUGCAGUGGUACAAUCUCAACUCACUGCAGCCUCUGCCUCCCAGGUUCAGGCAAUUCUCCUGCCUCAGCCUCCCAAGUAGCUGGGAUUACAGGUGCCCGCCACCACACCUGGCUAAUUUUUGUAUUUUUAGUAGAGAUGGAGUUUCACCAUGUUGGCCAGGCUGAUCUUGAACUCCUUGACAGGAUACUUUACAAGAGUGAUUGUUAAAACUCUCCCAGACACAACUCAACACCUACCCCUAUUAUAAUAUUUUAUAGCAUCACUUUUCAAUCUUCAAAUGAAAAUCAUGGAUGAUGAAGCUUACCUUCACUCAUAAAAACAUCACUCCAUUUACUAUUCUGAAAUGAAACUAGCAGGUAAUAUAACUAGCCUCUAAAACAUACCCAUCAGUGACGUUCUAACUGAAACAGAUAAGAUAUUUUAUAAUGAAAUAAUUAUUUUCAUAUGUACAUAUUCUAGCAUGGUUAUAUUACAAGAUGUAAUUAAACUACUAAGCAGGGCACAUACUUUGUAUGUGUGUGUAUAAAUAUAAAUAUGUGAAAAAUCACCAUGAAUGUGGUAGUUACCAAUUCAGACCUGCUGCAUUGGCAGUUCAAUACCAGGAAAGGGGUCGAUGUCAGCAGUAUGAUUUUCUAAAAUGUGGCCAAUUCUUUAGAUAAAGUUCUAGGCAUACCUAGUCUGUAAUGGCUUCACUCAUAUAGUGCUUGCUGUGUGCCUGGCAUUGUUCUAAUACCUUUCUAAUAAAUCUAUGAGGUGAGUACUGCUGUUAGUCCCGUUUUGCAUAUGAGGGAGUUACCCAGGUUAUGUGCUAGUCAUCCUGGUUAUGUGCUAAUAAUGGCAGAGCUGGGAUUAAAAUGAAAGCAGCCUGGCUCUGGCUUUCUUGCUCAUAAUCACUCAGUAUAUAGGCUUCCUUCCAUUUAUAGAAUUCUCUCAUUGCAUUCUUGAAAAAUCCAAAGCAUAUUAAAACUGGGCUGAAAAUUCUGUGUGUUUAUAUAUAAAAUGAAAUGAGAUCAUAGAUUUGUUAUUGUAAACUGAGUUCCCAUCUAUAUGAAUAUUGGGCGGGGCAAUUGAAAGUUGUGUUGAUGAGUCAGCUCUUUGUUGUGAGGGCUGUAAGCUGCAGGGCUUGUGUAUCACGCAUGCUCCAACAGGUUAAAUCUCAGUAGUGGCCGCCCAUCAGUGGCACCCCUAACAUGCUCACAUUUCCAGAACUGCCUCUUGGGCGGAGGUGGGGGAGGGUACCAUCUCUUUCAGAACAAGUAUUUUAAAAGAAAUCCUGUAUCCUCCUUAAGUAGUAUUUCAGUCUAUAUAUUUGUCCAUUUCCUAUCUCUGCUUCUCUCUCAGUUCUUUCCCCACCAAACCUGAAAUUUCAGAAUCUAUUUUGUGGGCUUUCUUUUUUUAAUUUUUUCCCUGGAAGACCAUGAACAUUCCUCUUUAGGUUGUUAGUAUUGCAGCAAACCCUGAGGUAUUGACACAAAACUUUUCAUCCGCCAAAGAGCUCGAGUAAGUAAAUCUGUCUGACAUUUGAAUGUCACCAGCAAAGCAUGAGACUCAUGCUGCCUUUUGCCACCAUAGGCAUGAAUGGUAUGGAGAAGUAGGCCUGACUUGUUUUCUUCUAUUGUAGAUGAGAUUAGUUUUGUAGACCAUUAGUUCACAUUUUGCUCCUACCCUUGUGCAUAAAAUCACUGCAUCAUUUCCGUGGGGAUGAGACUACUGCAAGCUACUUCCUUGGAGAUUCUGUGGAAGAUGGACAUCUUAAAAGUAAACUACUUUUGGUAUGACUGCUCAUUGGCUUGGCCAGUGAUACUUGAUGUUAUUUAUUUUGUGAGUUACUCUGUGUCUUAAUCAGCUCAGGCUGCAAUAACAAAAUACCAUACACUGGGUAGCUUAAAUGACAGAAAUUUCUCACCGUUCUGGAGGCUGGGAAGUCCAAGAUCAAGGUGAGUUCCUGGUGAGCACCCUUACCCUGGUUUGCUGAUAGCCAUCAUCUUCCCAUUGCAUCCUUACAUGGCAGAGAGAGAGAAAGGAAGCAAGCAAGCUCUCCUUUCCCUUCUUGUGAGGGCGCUAAUAUUCAUGAGGGCUCCACCCUCAGGACCUACUCACUUCCCAAAGGCCCACUUAUGGUAUUAGCUCCGCCUCCUAAUACCAUUGCUUUGGAGAUUAGGGUUUCAACAGAUGAAUUUUGGGAGGACAUAAACAUGCAAUCCAUAGCACUCUGCUUUUGUAUAUUUUUCAAACCUUUCAUGCUAAUCAGCUGGAAGGUGAAUAUUUUAAAAUCUAUUUUAAAACUGGCUUAAGGAGCACACAAAAGCUGAUUUCUGAUGUUUCUUCCAAUACGUGGAAAAUUUUGCAUGAUGUAUUAACCCCUAGUUAGGGUCCCUCAACCCCAGUUGAGGACCUCAACACACAUUUGGUAAUACCUAAGGGAAUUUAAAUAUAUAUUUUGUAGCCUAUAGCAUAUGGAAUUAGAAAAAAAUUAGUCUCUUUACUGUAAAAUUUACCUUUUAAUUAUUUGGAAAUUUCACAAUUGCCAAGUUUCAACUUAAAGUUUCUAUUUAUUUGGGGCCAGAAUUAUUGCCAGAAGUGUGCUAAUUUGACAAAGGGUACCUUUUACAUAAGUAAAGGAAAAAGUGAUUACAUCAUGUUCAGACCUGCUAGAGGGCCUUGUUUUUCCUCUAGUUUUAGGGGUGUGGAGUCUGUCCCAAACCCUAUAUAUGUGUGCAUUUGUGUAUGUAAAAGACAAAUUUUUUAUACUCAAAAGUUUGUCUUAAAUAAUGGCCUAUGGCCUACUGAUUUGGAUAGAGGAGAGAAAUUUUGUCUAUAAGCAACAAAAAAUGCUACACAGCCAGGAGACUGUCACACACAGUUUUUCAGAACCUUUGGGCCACAUACUGCACUCCCCUUCCAUAGAAAUACACAUGGGGUCAGUGAUUAAGGACUCAAUUCUGGUUGUGACUUGGCCAUCCAUAGGCAUAUUCUAAAGUUCUAUGGCAACCUUUAUGAAGCUCGUCUUCUGAGUUGAUCACCUGUUCAUGCGCUGCCCAUUUACAACAUACCUCAGGGAUUAAAACGUGAGGCUACACCUAAGGAAAGUCGGUCCUAAUCCUGCGUUUCCUCCUGCAUGUCACUGACCAUUGGAGUCACUGCUCUCUGAGGAAGACAGUUUACAGCCUGAGCAUUCAUGUCACGCUCACAGCCAACCUGUUACUUGCUGGCCUCCUUUACCAAGCUCCUUGUUUCAUGAAGAAGUUGUGAAACUGAAGUUGGAGGAAAAAAAUUAAGAAAUAAACCUCAAAGGUAUUUAAAAGGGCAGUAGAGUAAUUACUCCUCACACCCAGGGAUAAGGAUAUUCUCAUCAUUUUCUCUCCUCUUGCCUGGAGCAUAAACAUUCAGAUGUUUGUGAAGAAAUGAUUAAAAGGAGAGAAAAUAUCAGGAGAAAAAUGAUUAAAAUGAGAGAAAUGUUCUUCCACUGACUAGACCCAUUAAAGGGGAGGAUUUAACUUUAUUGUUAGAGGGGUGAAAACUGGAUUUUAAGAUAUUUCUUCACCAUUUUGACAUAUCUUGGGCUGAACAUUUUGAUUAUUUUAGAGAAUCAGGGAGCUUCAGAAAUGAAGUUUAAUAUAAAGUAAGAUUGUCUCUGAAGGAAGAAAUUGUCCUUUUAACUCAGUGUCAGGUUCCGUUUUCUUACUCAUAUCUAAACUUCCUGUCACUCCAACUGAGGCUGCACCAGGAUAAGAGGAGGGAUUUGAGGAAUUAGCGCGAAUUUAGAAGCCUUUGACUUUUGGGAAUUUGCAUCAAGCAGAUAGAAGCAGGCGGGGGCUCAGCUUUUGAAGUUGGAUCAUCCAGCUGUCUCACUUUGCCACUUAUGGGAUCUGUGACUUGAAGCAGGUGACUGACCUCUCCACUCCUCAGUUAUCUAUGAAAUGGGGAUAAUACUAGCAUCUACUUCGAAGGCUUAUGGUGAUUAAAUGAGAUAAUGUUUUUAAGGCCCUUUCUUCGCAUAGUCUGGCACACAGCAUUUAAGAGAUGUUGACUCGUGUUCCUGUAGUAGCAGUACUGACUCCAUCUCAGCCUCUAGUGAAUAAGGUAUUCAGAGCUGGCCAACAGGAAAUUGCUCAUUCUUUUGUCCAUAAGCAGCAAAAUAAUGCCAGUGUGACACUGUCAGAGGGCUGCAGUGUGGUCAGUGGCCUAGAGAUGCAGCUUUUACUGUUAGAAAACUCACUCGGAUGUUUUAGCCGAUUCAGAACUCAAGAAAUGACAAAAGUCUGUGAUUGGACACACUUUUUUUUUUUUUUUUGAGACGGAGUUUCAGUCUUGUUGCCCAGGCUGGAGUGCAAUGGUACGAUCUUGGCUCACCGCAACUUCCGCCUACUGGGUUCAAGUGAUUCUCCUGCCUCAGACUCCCAAGUAGCUGGGAUUACAGGCAUGUGCCACCACACCCGGCUAAUUUUGUAUUUUUAGUAGAUGGGGUUUCUUCGUGUUGGUCAGGCUGGUCUCGAACUCCCGACCUCAGGUGAUCCGCUCACCUCAGCCUCCCAAAGUGUUGGGAUUACAGGCGUGAGCCACUGCGCCCCGCCUAGAGUAUUCUUUCAAUAUUGACUUGAUUUGUCAUCAUCAUAUCUUUUCUAUUAAAUCCCUUCCACUUCCUUCAAUGAAAUCGUAUAUGAAAACAAAGGGAAUCGGAGCAUUUUGCCCACCUCCUAGUUGGCUGAAUUAUUUUUGCCUCCCAUUCCCAUCUUGAAGUGGUAUUCCUCAAACUCGUUUCUAUGUUUCCUGUGGUUUUAAAUAAAGGAAUAAUGUAGAAUGGUAUCUAUUUUGGACAUUCUCAUCGUGAAAAGGAACUCUUACACAAAUACAAAGCCAAGAGAUUGUGUUGCCAUUGUUGAAGCUGAAAAGGACAGUCACUGGAUGCCUCCCCACCCAAGGCCAAGGCUUUGGUAGGUCCAGGAAGUGAAAAGGAAAGAGAAGCUAUGGGAGAGACAAAGGGAAGUAAAAAAUGGUUGUUCGGCUCAGCAUAACAAUCACUUUUGUGGGGCUUAUUGGUUGUGCAUAAAUUUCAUCCAUUUGGGCACACACACAGAUGUGACACCCAGACCACUCAGACACUUGGCUAACACUGAUGCCGUCAUCCUGAAUGUUGUUUCUGGAAGGACUUUCAUGAAUAGAAUCUAUUUCAGAUUGGCCGUAAGUCUCGAUUUAUUGAUCCGCACCACUGGACUGGGGUGGGGUUGUGUCCACUUUUUCCCUGCCCCUUCCCUGCUUUGGCUCUUGUGAUUGUGUCCUCCGUGUGUCAGGCAGAGCCCUGUGAAGGUGUGGAUAUGUGGCCAUAUUUUACCUGCAUAAUCUGCAGUUCAUAUGAUUCAGCCUAAUGGGUUGCAAUGCCCUGAGGACAGAGACCAUACUUUUUCUUCCUUUGUCUUUUUAGCGAAAUUCAAUCCUGUUCUGCGCCUGCGCCACAGUUGCAGGCUGUACUGUCUGCCCUGUGCAUCUCACACACCCCCACUGCACUGUGCACCUAGUGAUGGCCGCAGAUUUGCUUUUACUCAUCUUCCAGGGCCUACCCUGUUAAUUCCAUCACAGUUGCAGGCUGUACUGUCUGCCCUGUGCAUCUCACACACCCCCACUGCACUGUGCACCUAGUGAUGGCCGCAGAUUUGCUUUUACUCAUCUGUUUGCAGGGCCUACCCUGUUAAUUCCAUCACAGUUGCAGGCUCUACUGUCUGCCCUGUGCAUGCAUCUCACACACCCACUGGACUGUGCACCUAGUUGAUGACCACAGAUUUGCUCUUACCCAUCUAUUUCCAGGGCCUGCCACUGUUAAUUCCUAGGAAAAAAGAAAAAACAAGCAUGGUGGAUUGGUUAAAUUGGCAUUUUAUAUUGUUUGUGUUCAUGGCCAUGCCAAUGAUAAACAAGAGCUGGUCAUGGGCAUUCAGAUCAGAUGAGCAAUUAAAUCCCCUCCAAAAAACAGAAACCUACUUUUAGAGAAGAAAAGAAUUAAACCAAGAUCUUUCAGGGUUUUGCUUCUCCUUUUGUUUUUAAGGCACUUAAAUAAAUGGAAGAACAUGUAAGCUAACCGUGUUUAGAGUACUAUGUUUUACUAGAAAGUGCUACCCUUCUGCAGAUUUCUCCUCAAUGAAAGAAUGCCACUGAAGCACCUUUAAUGGUGCCUUUAUCCUAUAGUCUUAUUGAAUCAUUCUCUUUAGCCAACAUAAAAUACAAAGCCAGGGUAUAAGACUUCAUGUAGGUGGUAAUUUAAACUAACAAUUAGUGAGGCCGGGCGCGGUGGGUCACGCCUGUAAUCCCAGCACUUUGGGAGGCUGAGGCAGGUGGAUCACAAGGUCAGGAGAUCGAGACCAUCCUGGCUAACACGGUGAAACCCCGUCUCUACUAAAAAUAUAAAAAAAAAAAAAUUAGCCGGGCGUGGUGGCGGGCGCCUGUAGUCCCAGCUACUCGGGAGGUUGAGGCAGGAGAAUGGCGUGAACCCGGGAGGCGCAACUUGCAGUGAGCCGAGAUUGCGCCACUGCACUCCAGCCUGGGAGACAGAGCGAGACUCCGUCUCAAAAAAAAAAAAAAAAGAAAACAAUUAGUGAAUUUUUGCUGAUGCUUUCCUUAAACCCCUUACUUAGCACUUAGUUCUGGAUUCUUAAAUCCUGAUAAUGGACUCAUCCUUCUCGGUCUAGUUACCCCAGUAAGUCCCAAGGUCAUCCAUAUGAGGUCCUCCUUGAUCUUACUCUGAAUAGAAUUAACUGGUCUCUUCUGUUUUUCCAUAGCAUUGACUCAUCGUGUUAGACCAGCUUGAAUUGUGAGCCUUUCUAAAGCAGGGUCUGUAUAAUUUACCCUUAUAUUUGCUCUGUAGGCAGAGAAAAUAUUAUUGAAGUAACUAGAUGGUAAAAUUAACUGUGCAAUCAGAAAAGAAGUUAGAAAAAAUUAUUAAAAUUUUCUGUGAAAAUUGUUUUAAUUUUAUUAAUAUAUUAAAGCAUUUUGCAGACUAUUCCAUAAAGAAUUUUAUUACAUUGGCUCUCAUUUUAAAGAAAACAUUAUACCAGGUGUCAGAACUCAAUCAUAUUUGUAGGAAGAAUAAGCCUUGGCCAUCAACAACGCUUCUUUGGUUACAGGAUUACAGGAACUGCUGAGAAUGUAAGCACUUUCCGAAGUCCACAAAGAACUCAUUUAAAGCUCGUACAGGCAGUUUCAAAUUAGCCAGGGAAAAGUUAAUGGUGGGGAGGUAAGGUCAUAGAAUGCUCUAUAAAUGGAGGCGACGUGGAGGACAGUUGCAGUUGUAUAACAUUUGAUUGAAGGAGAGGGAUUUGGACCUGAGGAAACCAGGUCUAUAAAUACUAAGGCUGGCUGGGCACAGUUGGCUCAUGCCUGUAAUCUCAGCAUUUUGGGAGGCUGAGGCCGGUGGAUUGCUUGAGCCCAGGAGUUUGAGACCAGCCUGGACAACAUGGUGAAACCCUGCCUCCAAACAAACAAAAUUAACCGAGUGUGGUGGUGUGCACCUGUAGUCCCAGCUACUCAGGAGGCUGAGAUGGGAGGAUCUCUUGAGCCUGAGAGGUAGAGGCUGCAGUAAGCCCAGAUUGCACCACUGCACUCCAGCCUGGUGACAGAGUGAGACUCCAUCUCAAACAAACAAAACGUACAUGCAUAUAUAGGCUGUAGACUAAAUAGUGAAAUAUUACUAAGAACCUUCAUCCCAAGGGGUUGAGUGGUAGAACCACUGAGAAUAUUGUUGCUGCUCUUUUGGAGACAACAAACUGCAUUAAUAAAAGUCUGAGAACAAGAAAGUUGAGUUUUCAAGUAAUGUCCUUUGCAUAUUGCUACAUAGGGCUCAUCUGAGUCUGUGAUGUUCUACUUUGUUGAUGAAAGAAAACAAGUGGAAAUUCUGCUCCCCCACACAUCCUGCACUGCAAAAAGAUAACAAGUAGCAGGAGAUACUCAAUUAUGAUGCAGUUCAACAAAGAAAACAAAUUAAAAUAAAGAGAUCCUGGGUGGUUAAAUACAGAGUCUCCUUUGUAAACAGCAAUGGAUGAUGAUGAUGACUGUUACCAGGGCUCUGUAUGAUCAUUUUCCCAAUUCUUUGGAGUACUUUUUUCAAAAGCACUCUUGUAGAAUUAACUGGAAACAUAGACUACCCUUCACUCAUUACAUGGGAAAUGGGAUUGAAUUCUCUUCUUGGCAAUGGAAAAUACUUGAUGCAUGCAAAUAAGAAAACUCUUACUUUUUCCUUCUCUCCUUGCAGGGGGAGCACGCGUCCUAAGCUUGCCAGGAAGCCCUGCUCUCCUGCCCUGGGCACCUCCGUUCCACUUGACCUUUUCCACCUGUACUCCCUGCAUUUUGGUCUCUUGCUCUGGUCUUUAGCCUUCGCAUUUUCCUGAUGCAGCCCAAACCAGUCACCUCUCUCCUAGAUUCAUUCUCUGUGCUCAGACCAUCUCUUUCCUUUAGUUCCUGUGACGAAAGAAAAUGUAUUUGGCCAUUGGAGGUAUAAGCAACAAAGAAUCCAACCCACACAGCUUUAUAUAUGCAGGUUCUCUAUAUGCUCUUCUUGUGAACAGCGUGGGGAGAGGAAAAUAGACUUGGCAAGAGGACUAAGAACAGAAUCGGACAGUUAUCUGAUGGCUUUCCUAAGGUUCAGGAAAGAACAGUGGUCCCUUUGUUGGGCCUUUCUGUUGUUUCUUUGUUUUCAAUUUCACUGAUUUCUGCUUUUUAUUUUCUAUUUUCUUCUGUUUCCUUUGGAAUUCUUCUUUUUUUUUUUUUUUUUUUUUACUUCUUGUAUUAGGCUCAUGCUAUAACAAACAACCCCCAAAUCUCAGUGACUUUACACACUAAGAGUUUACAUUUUCCUCAUCAACGUCCACUUUGGAUGUUCCAGGUUGGGUAAUGCUCUGUGGCUGUCCUCUAGCUAGUGACUCAGGGACUUGGGUUGCUCCUGGUGUCUCCAGCGUGGUUAUGGUGUCUCCAAUUUUGGACUUCAAGGUGACCCAGGCAUUAUCCACCUGGUAAAUUGGGAGAUGGGUCCCAGGAAAGUGAAUACUCAACCAACCUGGCCUAGAAGUGACAAUAAUAAGGCCAUGUGUGGUGGCUAACAGUCAGAAACCCAACAAUUGGGAGAUUGAGCUGGGAGGAUUGCUUGAGACCAGAAGUUCAAGACCAGCUGGGCACCAUAGUGAGACCCUAUCUUUCAAAAAAAUAUAACAACCAGGCUUGGUGGUGUACACCUGUGGUCCCAGCUAUUUGGGAGGCUGAGGUGGGAUAAUCGCUGGAGCCCAGGAGUUUGAGGUUACAGUAAACCAGGUUUACACCACUGCACUCCAGUCUGGAUGACAAAGCAAAACCCUCAUCUCACAAAAGAAAAGAAAUGACAAUCACAGCCACUGCAACUUCAAGGAAGGUUGGGAGAGUGAUAUUGGUCAGGAUGAGUGGUCUCUGACAUGUUUCUUAAGUUGGAUAUUUAGCUUAUUAAUUUACAACUCUUUUCUAAUAUUAAUACUCAAGACUACAUUUUCCCCAAAACAUUUAUUUUGCCAUGUUUUGCAAGGCUUGGUAUAUGGCAUUUUCAUUACUCUUUAAUUCUAACUAAUUUUUAAUUUCUAUUAUGAUUUAUUAUUUGAUCUAUGAAUCAUUUUGAAAUUUGUUUUUGUAACCUUGGAUAGGGAAAGAUUUCUUAUAGAAGACAGUAAAAGGGCUGAGUACAAAAGAAAAGACUAAUAAAUUCAGCUACGCUAAAGCUUAGAACUUUUCCUCAUCAUAGGACACCUUAAAGAAAAUUUUUAAAAAGUUACAAAUUGGGAGAAGAUUAAAAAGUCCUAAGGGUUAGCAGUAAGAAUAUAUACAUAUAAUUAUUACAAAUUGGCAAGAGAAUGACAAAUCAACACAAAAACGAGCGAAAAGGCAUUUUGCAAAAGAGAAUCAGAUGGUCCAUAUGCAUGUGAAGCGAUUUUCACUAGCGAGCAGGGAAAGUGAAGUCAAAAUCACAGGGAGAUGCUGCUCUCUACCUGACUGGCAAAACUGAAAUGAUUAGAAAAUACUUGGAGGAUAUCCUAGAACGAUCAGUGGGAUCUGGUAUAUUAUGUGUAUGAGGUUAAAUUAGCAGUGAGUAUUCACAUACCCUAUGACUCAGCAGUUUCAUUCCUAGAUAUAUAUCCUGGGGAUUAGAAACACUAAGUAGGUGGGUGCAGUGGCUCACACCUACAAUCCCAGCACUUUGGGAGGCCAAGGCAGGUGGAUCACUUGAGGUCAGGGGUUCGAGACCAGACUGGCCAACAUGGUGAAACCCCAUCUCUACUAAAAAUACAAAAAUUAGCCAGGCGUGGUGGCGGGCACCUGUAAUCCCAGCUACUUGGGAGGCUGAGGUGGGAGAAUCGCUUGAACCCCGGAGGUGGAGGUUGCAGUGAGCUGAGAUUGUGCCACUGUACUCCAGCCUGGGCGACAGAAUGAGACUCCAUCUCCAAACAAACAAACAAACAAACAAACCACUAACUACCUCAGAGGACAAUGCUAACAUUUCAAAGUGUUCUAGAAGUUGGUUUCCCAGAAAAGAAGUCAGGCUCUUGUGGAGCUCCAUGGAAACUGGCAAUGACCCAUGACUUAGGGCAGUGAAGUCUCAUCAAAUGCAAGGCUUAGACCCCAUUCUGCUGCUGCCGUCAGGGGAGGCAAGGGCUCCUUGUUCCCCAAACAUCGAUGCUAAUGAAGCAAAUCCUGCUGCUAGUUUGCAGUGUUGCCUAGCUGCAAACACAACCUCUGAUGAUGCCAAUAGAGAGGCUGGUGCCUCCUUCAUCAUAGAGCUUACAAUCCCCACAAGGUUUCGGGACCCUCUUUUGGAUUCUGAGGGUGGGCUCCUUUAGCCAUCUGUUUAGUGCCCCAGAUGAAAUUGACAGCAGGGGACCUGCACUCCUUCUACUGCUUUUUCUCAAGGCAUCCCCAGCAGAGGGUCUCUAGGGUGCCUGUUAUGUGUGCUGUUUGGCCAUCUGCCUUUGUAGAACACAGCCCAAUGUCUGUUGGCAAAAAAAGGUUUACAUGUGGUAUAUUCUUACCAUGGAAUAUUCUGCAGCAAGUAAAAAUGAAUAAAUUACAGCUAUUCAUAUCAAAGAGAUGGAUUUUAUUAAUAUAGUGCUGAGUGGGAAAAAGCAUCAGAAGACAACAUAUAAUGGUACACUCUUUUUUUUUUUUUGAGAUGGAGUCUCUCUCUGUUGCCCAGGCUGGAGUGCAGUGGCUCCAUCUCGGCUCACUGCAACCUCCACCUCCCAGGUUCGAGCGAUUCUCCUGCCUCAGCUGCCCGAGUAGCUGGGACUACAGGUGCGCACCACCACACCAAGCUAAUUUUUGUAUUUUUAAUAGUGACGGGGUUUCACCAUGUUGGCCAGGAUGGUCUCUGUCUCUUGACCUCAUGAUCCGCCUGCCUCAGCCUUCCAAAGUGCUGGGAUUACAGGCAUGAGCCACCAUGCCCAGCUACAUUCUUUUUAAACAUUCAGAAACAGGUAAAACUGAAAAAUAUAUAAUUUAGACACAACACUUAUGUGAAAAGACCAAGUUUAGGAUGUUGGUUACCUGUGACGGGGCAGCAAGAUUGUGGGAAAGGAAGGAAGCUACAGGUAUGUGACAGAGAGUUGCAUUAGCCCAAAUCUCUACAGAGCUGGUGUCAAGGAUGAAACUAUUGGUGUUUUAUUUGGAAGAUACAAGCCCAAGGCGAGGUGAGAAAAAAGAGAAGGGAAGCAAAAGAAGACACAAAGUGACACAAAAUGGCAUGAACUAAAUUACGUUCUCUCCAAAUUCACAUAUUGAAGUCCUAACCCCAGUACCUCAGAAUGUAACUGUAUUUGGAGAUUCGGUCUUUAAAGAAGUGAUUCAGGCUGGGCCUGAUUGCUCACGCCUGUAAUCCCAGCACUUUGGGAGGCCGAGGCAGGCGGAUCAUGAGGUCAGGAGAUUGAGACUAUCCUGGCUAACACGAUGAAACCCUGUCUCUACUAAAAAUACAAAAAAUUAGCCAGUUGUGGUGGCAGGCGCCUGUAGUCUCAGCUACUUGGGAAGUUGAGGGAGGAGAAUGGUGUGAACCCAGGAGGUGGAGCUUGCAGUGAGCCGAGAUUGUGCCACUGCACUCCAGCCUGGGUGACAGAGUGAGACCCCGUCUCAAAAAAAGAAAAAAAGUGAUUCAGUUAAAAUGCAGUCAUUAUGGUGGGCUCAAUCAAGGACAUGUGGACACAGAUAUGUAUGCACAUGGAGGAAAGACCAUGUGAAGUCGGGGAGAAGAAAACCAGCUACACACUAAAGAAAGAGGCGUCAGGCCGGGCGCGAUGGCUCCCGCUUGUAAUCCUAGCAGUUUGGGAGGCCAAGGUGGGCAAAUCACUUGAGGUCAGGAGUUCGAGACCAGCCUGGCCAGAAUGGUGAAACCCUCUCUCUACUAAAAAUAUAAAAAUUAGCUGGGCGUGGUGGCAUGUGCCUGUAAUCCCAGCUACUUGGGAGGCUGAGGCAGGAGAAUCACUUGAACCCGGGAGGUGGAGGUUGCAGUGAGCCGAGAUGGAGCCACUGCACUCCAGCCUGGGCAACAGAGUGAGACUCCAUCUCAAAAAAAAAAAAAAAAAAAAGCCUCAGAAGAAACCAGUGCUGCUGACACCUUGAUCAGUCUUCCACCUGCAGAGCUGUGAGAAGACACAUUUCUGUUGUUUAAGCUACCCAGUCUGUGGUAUUUUGUUAUGGCAGCCCCAACAAACUAAUACACAAAAUGAUGCACAGCCUUGCUGACUAUCACUUCAAAAUGAGCCAAACAGAGACACAACGGGGCACUAGGCAAUUGUGUCCCACUCAGUGAAACUUCUCUGGAAAGCUGUAAGGUAUAGUCCAGAGACGAGAGGAAGGGAAGAAGAAAUUUAUCCUCUGGGAGCCUCCCAUUUCCUGUCUCCUAAUAGUGAGAAUUUUUCCAUGAGAAGUUAAUGUCCCUAUACUUUCACAAUGUGUUACCUUCUUUUGUUGCUGUUCAAGAUGCCAAGCCUAUGCCCUGCAGUGUGGCCUUUUGUCAGAGUCCAUAAAGGGCAGGAGGAACUAGGAACUCUGGGUGUGUAUGGUUGGCCCAGCUGCAGAGUUGACAGUCAAGGGGAUAACCAACUCUAAUCAGCCUAGAAGGGAACUUGGUAGCCUAGGUGAGUUGGUCAGGCACAGGCUGGGGCUAAGGCAAGGCAAAUGGCUGAGGUCUAAGACGUAGGUGGUGCUGAGAAAAUGUGGGGAAGCAUACAAGAUUUGUGACUGAUGAGUAAUAUUCUAGUUCUUGGUUAGGAUAAUGGGUACAUGGGGUGUUCCUUUUAUUAUUUUCAAAAUGAAAUGAAAUAAAAGAGGGAUAUGUGUGGACUGAUGAUGAUGUAUAAUGAAUCAAAGAUUAUGAUUAACUUAACUCUGCAUACUUGAGUUUGUUUAUUUUUCUAUAAAAGGAGAAUAGCAAUAUUAAGUCUUACAGCCCAGGAAUGAAAUGUCUUUCCAUUUGUUUGUGUCUUCUUUAAUUUAUUUCAUCAGUAUUUUGUAGUUUUCAGUAUACAAGUCUUUCACCUCCUUAGUUAAGUUUAUUCCCAAGUAUUUUAUUAUUUUGGGUGCUAUUAUAUAUGGGAUUGUUUCGCUAAUUUCCUUUUUAGAUAGUUCUGUGUUAAUGUAUAGAAAUCGCAACUGAUUUUUGUAUGUUGAUUUUGUAUUAUGCAACUUUAUUGAAUUCCUUUAUUCUAACAUGUUUAAAAAAUGGAGUCUUAGGGCGUUCUAUAUAUGAGACGAUGUCAUCUGAAGACAGGGACAAAACAAUUCUACAGUCCAUAUGAAACCACAAAAGACCAUGAAUAGCCAUAUCAAUCUUGAGAAAGAAGAACAAAGAUAGAGGCAUCACAUUGCUUGAUUUCAGAAUGUAUAACAAAACUACAGUAAUCAAAACAGUAUGUUACUGGCCAACAGAUAGACAUAUAUGUGAAUGGAACAGAAUAGAGAGUCCAGAAAUAGAUUCACAUGUAUAUUGUCAACUGAUCUUCAACAAUGGUGCCAAGAAUACAUAAUGGGGAAAGGAUAGUCUCUUCAACACAUGGUAUUGAGAAAAUCAGAUAUCCAUGUGCAAAAGGGGGAAACUGGACUUUUAUCUUACAUCACAUACAAAACCCAACUCAAAAUGGAUUAAAGAUUUAAACAUAAAAUCUGAAGCUGUAAAACUCCUAGAAGAAAACAUAGGCGAAAAGCUCUUUGACAUUGGUCUUGUCAAUGAUUUCAUGGAUAUGACCCCCAAAACACAGGCAACAAAAACAAAAAUAAGCAAAGUUACAUCAAAUCACAAAGCUUCUCACAGCAAAGGCAACAAUCAACAGAGUGAAAAGAAAACCUAUGAAAUGGGAGAAAGUAUUUGCAAGCGAUGUAUGUGAUAAGGGUUGACAUCUAAAAUAUGUAAGGAAUUCAUAACUCAAUAGCAAAAAAAAAAAAACCCAAUUUUUACAAAUGGGCCAAGGAUCUGAAUAGCAUGGGCUCUGGCAUCUUGAACAGCAAUGAAAGAAGCUAGUUGACACAUUGCGAGAGUAUAGGGAUAUUAACCUCUCAUGGGCAAAUUCUCAUCAAUGAGAGGAAAUGGGAGGCUCCCAGAGGAUAAAAGGUGCUCAUCAUCACUGAUCAUCAGGGCAAUGCAAAUCAAAACCACCGUGAGAUAUCAACUCUCACCUGUCAGGAUGGCUAUCAUUGAAGAACCAAAACACAACAAAUAUUGGUGAAGAAGUGGACAAAUUGGAACCCUUGCAUACUGUUGAUGGGAAUGCAAAAUGGUGCAGCCACUAAGGAAAACAGUAUGGGUGUUCCUAAAAAAUGUAAAAAUAGAACUGCCAUGUGACCUAGCAACCCUAUUUCUGGAUAUUUAUCCAAAAAAAUUGAAAUCAGGAUCCCAAAGAGGUAUUAGCAUUUGCAGGUUCAUUGCCGCAUUAUUCACAAUAUCCAAGAUACACAAACAAUCUAAGCGUCCAUCGGCGGAGAAAUGAAUAAAGAAAAUGUAUAUACACAUACAAUGGAAUACUAUUUAGCUUUUAAAAAGAAGGAAAUUCUGCAAUUAUUCAACAACAUGGAUAAAUCUUAAGGACAUUACGCUAAGUGAAAUAAACUAUUAACAGAAAGACUAAUAUGGCAGGAUUCAAUUUAUGUGGGAUAUUUAAAAUAGUCAACUUCAUAGAACCAAAGAGUGAAAUGAUGGUGGCCAGGGGCUGAGGGGAGUGGGGAGUUACUAAUCAAUAGGCAUAAAGUUUCAGUGAAGUCAGGUGAAUAAGCUCUAGAGAUUUGUGGUACAAUAUUGCACCUAUAGUCAACAAUACUGCAGUGUACACUGAACAAUUUGUUAAGAUAGAUCUCACCUUGUGUUCUUACUGAAAAAAAAAAAGAAAGAAAAUAGAACAGAAAAGCAAUUGGAUUUUAAUUCUGGAAACUCCUUUCUCUUCCUUACAUCCAGGAAAUUUGCUGUUUAUUUUGAAAAGCAAAUUUAAACCUAUUUAAGGGAGAGAGAGCUCUUGUAAAAAUUCAUUUAUUAGUUCUGGACCAAUGUUAUUUAUAAGCUAUUAUUUCAAAUGAUAAAAAAUAAAUGCAUAAUACAUUUGAUGAUAGAACAUUUUUCUUUUUAAAUAAGGCCUGAUUUUUCAAAAAGCAUUGAAUAUGUUUGUUUCUAAUUUCCAAAGCUUGACAGUUUCUUAUGUUUCAUUAAAAGCAGAAGAAUUGUUAUGUAUGCAUGUUCAUAUCACUUUUGAAUGACUCAUGUGGCUACAAAUGCAGCAAUCUGUGGUUAUCAUGGACCAUGAACUAGAUAAACAUUCCUGCUUUUCUUAACAUUCCUUUCCUGUGCCUCAUUAACUAAUGUACAUAAUAAAACAUCUUUAUUUCA